Messenger RNA from Micromonas pusilla CCMP1545, 654 nucleotides. RefSeq lists its product as uncharacterized. The transcript has a single exon. The coding region runs from base 1 to 654 and encodes 217 amino acids. Lineage: Eukaryota; Viridiplantae; Chlorophyta; Mamiellophyceae; Mamiellales; Mamiellaceae. The record is from RefSeq and is a predicted model, not a curated record.
AUGCACGCCGCCGUACGAAACGCCGCGUACAAGAUGGACGAAGCCUUCGCGUUCGACUCCGACCCGACCGGGCAGGUCGGCGCGAGCGCGACGCAGCAGUCGCGCUCGCCCGAGCGAAAGACAACGACGGCGGCGACGAGCGUCGACGGGAGGGCGCCCGCCGCCGCCGCGAAGAAGCCGCGCGCGGGGAUGAGCUCCACCGCGAUCAACGCCCUGCGAGCCGCCGUCGACGCGUUCGUCGCGCGCGUGACGUCCCCGGCGACGGGGAGGAAAGCGCCCUGGCCGCUCGCCGACCUCGUUCCCCUGGCGGUUCGAGACGACGCGCAGGAGUACCUCAAAAAGACUAAAGCGCACGAGCUCCGCGCGCUCUACGCGCGCGUCGAGACGUCGUUCGAGACGCUCGUGCGGUUCCCGCUCACGAAAGAGGCGUACGGCAAGCUCGACAGGUUCGUCCGCGCGUUCCCCGGGUGCGACGCGCGACGGCGCGAGGUCGGGCCGGAGGAGAGGCGGAGGGAGGGGUUCGAGUUCGCGCGAGGCGAGGUGCACUUCGUCGACGUCGUCGUCACCGCGGAGGGCGUCGCCGCGGCGAGGGACGUCCUCGCGUCGGGCGCGAAGGAGCGGAUCACGGGCCUCGUCGACACCCCCACGGCGUGA